CCUAUCACUUACCAAUUUUCAUUCACCUGCCAGAAUCAAUUCACAUGUCUCAGGAGCAAUUAAGAUGAACCCCUCAAGCGCCAUCACGGGCUACCGAUUUUUUGAAUGGUAACACAUGGGGUUUACUAUUAGCAGUAACAUCGGACUAGCGUCAUCGUACAGUGAACAGGCACAACGCGAAUCGCGGAAGCCAAGCCAUAUCGACCUAGCAUUGGAUUCGAACUCAGCCUGCUUACAUUAUUGGUAGACUGGCUAUAAACUGGGGGUGUAGACCGAAGCGAAUCUCGCUCUGGGGUGCCGGCUCGGCCGCCAGGAUCUGCAGGAGCCGAGCGAAUUUCGCUCGAUGUGAUUCUCACGUCAAGCCGCAACCGCAUCAGGGACGGAGGAUAUAGCAAAUUGCCGUUGGAAUACAAAAUUACAGCCAUGCGCUCGCAGUCAAGCGAAAGAUGGACACUUACGCAUACGCUCAUCUAUUUCCCGAUUCGAUUCUUGGCAUUAACUGCCGUGCGACAGAUAGAAGCAGUGUGACAAUACCUACUCCAUGGAUAGGCCAUUAACAACUUCCGAGGUCCCCCAUAAGUUCCUCAAAACAGCGCUUCUCGUCGGUCAUGUUCCUCACCGGGUGCUCGCUUCCGACCCCCGCGUGUCUUACGCACUCUACAUCCCACCAGAGCACUAUAGCCACGGUGCAGGACUCCCCCCGCCCCCUGCCAAGCUUCCUUUGUUAGUUAGCGUACACGGAACAAGGCGAGAUGUGUUUGACAUCUAUGACCUAGUCCCGUUUGCCGAAUCCACGCGAUGCGCCGUUCUCACGCCGCUCUUCCCAACCGGCCUAGACGGCCCUAACGACAUUGAUUCAUAUAAAGUGUUGCGAUCUAAGACUUUACGUUCGGACCUGGCGUUUUUGUCGAUUCUUGACGAGGUCGCAACUCGAUACCCGGGAAUUGAUGCCGAGAAGGUCUUUCUUAUGGGUUUUAGUGGAGGUGGUCAAUUCUCACACCGGAUUCUCUACCUGUAUCCUGAGCGACUUGCCGCUGUUAGUGUCGGCGCUCCGGGACGUGCGACAUUUUUAAACGACCAGCAAGACUGGCCGGUUGGAAUUAAGGAUGUAGAGACACUCUUCGAGAGAUCCAUUAAUAAGGACCUCAUCAAAAAAGUUCCGAUCCAUCUCGUUAUCGGCGACGAAGAUGUCAAUAUACCAGGCGGUGACGAAUUCUGGUCCUGGUUGAGUCAAUUGAAGGCUCAACGGAGCAUUGGAGGCGUAACCGAUAAGAAGGGUAAAGACUUGCCGUUUAUGGAACAGGGGAGACUCGAUACUAUUAACGACCUCCGCAAGUCAUGGAAGAGUGAUGGGAUAGAGGCCCAGUUGGAUGUUGUCCCUAGGGUGUCCCAUGAUGCUAGAAGCGUCCGCAAUUUCGUCUUAGCAUUCUUACGGCCUUUGAUCCAGGGACAUUUGAGUAACUGAGCAUAAGAUUCGGAAGUCAAUGUCAAUUGUCGUUGUAUGCUACGCAAUCUGUUGGGCUCUGCACAUAUGUAUUUGUAACUUAGGAACACGCCCAGCCUCGUGCGUCAUUGUAUACGCAAUUAUAUGCCAAGGGACCUAGGUCAUACUGCACGUACCAUAUAUGUACCUAGAAAAUUUCCCUCACCGUCAUUUGCCUUGCCGACGUAAUCGGA
This is a messenger RNA of Hypoxylon trugodes, 1677 nucleotides long. RefSeq names its product alpha/beta-hydrolase. The transcript has a single exon. Bases 542 to 1465 code for a protein of 307 amino acids. Lineage: Eukaryota; Fungi; Ascomycota; Sordariomycetes; Xylariales; Hypoxylaceae. The record is from RefSeq and is a predicted model, not a curated record.